AUGUUUGCACAGUCGUAAUUAUCACAUUGUAUUAUUAUACAAUACGCAUGUAUACGUGCAGUUACAUUAGGACAGGGUAAUCGGGUGUAUCAAAGGGCAAACAAAUUCAAAAUAACCCGUCAAGUUGUUUCAGUUAAUAGCGAAAUUAUAAUUAGUGAGAUAUUACCACUCUUAUGUAUAAUAUUUUUAACAAGAUUCACGCUAAAACAGUAUUUGCACUUUCGGGAGAUCAGAGAGAGAGAGAGAGAGUAAGACUUAGAGAGAAAUAGAGAGGGAGACAAAUAGAAUUUAAGCUGGCAAUAUAGCCUCGCUGUAGUAUAAAUGAAAAUAGCGUAUAGAAAUGAAAAUAACAUAGAAAUAUAUAAUACAUUUGUUUAAUAAGUAAAUUGGUUAAGUACCAGGAACAAGGACAUUUAAAUUUUUUACAGGAUAUUGUUAUUGGCUUAAGCACUUGAGAGACCCAACCAUUAUAUAAUUUACAUUUCCAUCAUACGCUUUGUUAAAAACUCGUGACAAGUGCGAUAAAAACUUUCUACGCCCGCCGCUUUUAAUUGGCCAAUAAAUAAUUUGCAAACCAGCAGACAGGCCGUAAUUUUCCAAACUUUGCGCGACUCGCCAACUUUUUCCUAACAUAUCCUCGUGAUACUGUUUUUUGUAAGGCAUUUCUACGAUGUUUUAAUAUAUUCACACCUCAUUUUGAAUGUAGCAAAAUAAUAAUAUAAUGCCACGGCAGCGCUGAACCGCUCCGCCCUCCACAGCGCUUUCUCCAGGUUUGUUUUUUUGUAUUUAUCGCAUUGAUGAUAUUUCAAUUUUAACCCGUUGGCAGCAAUAGGAAUGCAAUGAAAACAUUGUUUAUUGCAUAUGGCAAUUGUGUAAAUAAACCAACUGUUAUAAUUGCAGCAACGAAUCAAAAGCAAUCAAAACACGAAAGCAUAAAAAGAUGCAAUUGAAAUAUUAUCCUUUUCAUGGAAAAAGUUAAACUUAUGUAUAUUUGAUAUUGCUAAGCGGUGUUCAAUAUUGUAACUUUUUAUCAUAUGGUUAUUUUUUUACGACAAUGAAUCUAAUUCUUCAAUUUUUAUUUCCUGCAAACAUAUUGGUGCACAAAUACAAACAAUGUCCAAUAAAUCGGGCGAUAGGCGAGUUCGAAUUUUUCGGUGUUGUUCAAUUAAGACACCGGGUCAACGAGCACUUCAGCAAUCAAUUUACUCGAAGGGAUCGCAUAUAUGAAAGAAUUUAUGUAGAUCCAAGGCAAAGAUGGAUGGUCAUAAAUCAAGAGCAGCAUAUGACGCUCAGUUACGAUCCAACAAUCAAAUAUGCUUCAAUGCUUUGAAAUUACAAACGCGAAGUGGCAGAAUCGCAUUGCAUCAACGUCUUUGGUGCUUCUUUGGCCUGUAGAGAAUUCGACAAAUCACUUACGAAAGAUUUUGGUCAACAAAAAUAGUGUUACAUUAACACAAGAUAGUUUAUGCAAAUAUAAAUUCCACAAGCUUCACAACUUGGAAAGUGUAGCAGUAGUUAGCACACUUUUUUUGAUAGUGCAAAACUAUUCGUGAUCUAAUAUUAAAGCACACAUGCAGACGUAGAAAGAAAUAAAAAGUGUUUUACAAUAAUUGUGGGUUCCCCUUUUGUAAUGUUAACAAAUCAAUUUUGAAGCAUACAUAAAUUGAUAUGUCAACUUACAUUAUAGGUAAUUAUCUGUGGUAAAGUUAAUGAUGUGAAUGAUUGAUACGAGCGAAAAAGCGUAAAUAUUAUGAUGGGCGUCGAUAUGAUGAAGUGUUGAACAUUAAGACAUUGAAUGAUGUAGUUACAAAGUUCGCGUCUAUGUGUAUAUGCUUAUAGACAUGAGCAAAGUUUUAACGUUAAGCGCAGAUGGCGAUGAUUGUAAACACUGAAAUGAGUACCGAAUGAAAUCAGCAGCAACGAACUGGAAAAUCCAUCAACAUUUAUUGAUAACUUUUGUCAGCUUUAGAAAGCUCAAACUGGCGCUAUAAAACUGAGCACAUAAAAAGAGCCGAUAAACCAACAACAUAUACUAUAUGUGUACAUAUACAAGCGUGCAUACAUAAAUAUAAAAUGUUUAAUGUUAUUCGUGCUAGUAGUGCAAUAAGUCACGUGAGGACUGCGCAAACAAAAACGCAUUUGCACAGCUGUUCCGUCCCCAAGCGCACAUUUGCGAAAUAAGCAUUAAAAAAGAGCAUUUAAAUUAAACCGCAAUUAGAAGCUUAGCGUCACUAAGCACACACAAUUCGUGCGUUCAGCGACCUUAAUUUCGAAAAAAUAACCAAAAAAAUACUCAACCUUGCAAUGACCUCUUUAUUAAAUUCACACUAUCAAAUUAGCAGCAAAUAUUUUUCGUUGACAUACAAACUAAAAUAAUAAUAAUACGAGUACAUAGUCAAAACGUCGAAGAUAGACUGUGCAAAGGAAUGAUUAAAUAACUCAAUUUUAUAAUUGCCCAUGUGAAUUAUUCUGUUAAACCAACAUCGAAAACUAAUGCUAAAAUUAAAACAACAAUAAACGAUAACAAAGCGAUACAAACGCGACGCGAGCAAAAAACAAGUUCAGCUGGUAUUCCCCUAAAGAUAAGCAAACAAACGGCUAAACAACAGACAAUUUUAUCGCAAAAAUCACACUGAAAUGCAAAAAAUAACAUAUUUAGUGUUGAAAUGGGAUUUUAAUGAUUGUACUAAGCAAUAGCAGCAAUAAAAUAAAUAUAUAUUGUAUAGUUAAUUAAAAACACGAAAGUAAAAUAAAUAAACACUGUAAUUAAUUGAAUUACCAAUAUAUAAAAACAGCAUCAGAAUUAAAUAACGGAAAUAGGGAGCCCGAAAUUAUGACAGGCUUCGGGCAACAGAUGCCGGCGACACACACGCAAAUUAUAUCACGCGCCAACUGGGGAGCGCGUCCGUCAACGCUCGUCGAACAUUUUAACGGGCCAGCGCCAUAUGUCAUCAUUCAUCAUUCGUAUAUGCCCAGCGCCUGUUACACCGCCGCCGAUUGCAUUAAGGCGAUGCGCUCCAUGCAGGACUACCAUCAGUUGCAACGUGGCUGGAACGACAUUGGCUAUAGUUUUGCGAUCGGGGGCGAUGGCAUGAUUUAUGUUGGACGUGGUUUUAACGUAAUUGGUGCGCAUGCGCCUAAAUACAAUGACCGAAGUGUUGGCAUCUGCAUGAUUGGCGAUUGGCGAACUGAGCUGCCCCCACCACAAAUGCUCGCAGCGGCCAAAUCACUGAUUGAAUUCGGCCUGACAAAGGGUUAUAUCCAUUCAGAAUACAAAUUGCUCGCGCAUAGGCAAGUGCGUAACACCGAAUGUCCGGGACAGCGACUGUACGAAGAGAUUACGACGUGGCCGCAUUUUGCACCCAAGCCCCAGUCUACAGAGAAUGAAAUUGCCAAGUGAGUGCCCGAAAUGGCGAGCGUUGUCUUCCCACACUCGAUAUCGAUUAUGUCGAUCAACGCUUAGCAUCCCUUAGGGGGUUGCACUUCUAAAGAGUUCGCUAUUAAUUAUAAUUAUAUUCUAAGUAGACAACUGUUGUUCAAAGCAUAGCAAAUUCACCUAACGGUUUCUCAACCAAUUUUUAUUAGUUCUAAAUUAAAAAAAGAUUAGAAAAAAUAAGAAAAGAUCGGAAAGAAUCUUAUUCAUAAGUCUAUAAGCUCUCUCAUAGCAUCCUUCACAAGCCAUAGACAUCACCUUGACAGUGAUUAGUCAAUUAUUUUACUGAUUCUACCGCUAUCAUACUUAUGUGUCUCUCAACAUGAUUUGGUCUCUACACCUUUUAAAUGUUUAAAUAGGGUUGUAUAGACAAAGCUUGUAAGUUAGAGUAAUUAUGUAAAUAAAGAGCAUGCAAAGUAUAAUAAACAAAUCAAAAAUGCAAAUAAAACAGAAUGCA
Messenger RNA from Bactrocera oleae (olive fruit fly), 3890 nucleotides. RefSeq names its product Peptidoglycan recognition protein LB (gene PGRP-LB). Lineage: Eukaryota; Metazoa; Arthropoda; Insecta; Diptera; Tephritidae. Gene Ontology annotation, biological process: peptidoglycan catabolic process; innate immune response. The record is from RefSeq and is a predicted model, not a curated record. Gene Ontology annotation, molecular function: zinc ion binding; peptidoglycan binding; N-acetylmuramoyl-L-alanine amidase activity.